Silurus meridionalis is the source of this 1150-nucleotide messenger RNA. RefSeq names its product protein CEBPZOS-like. The coding region runs from base 139 to 384 and encodes 81 amino acids. Lineage: Eukaryota; Metazoa; Chordata; Actinopteri; Siluriformes; Siluridae. The record is from RefSeq and is a predicted model, not a curated record. The transcript has 4 exons.
UGACGUAAAAUCGGCCUGACUAAUCAGUGUGUAGAAGGCGGAUUGAAUUAGCAAAUCAUAGCGCAGAAGGCGGGAUUUGUCGGAAUAUAGGUGGGAGAAGAUUACCUCGUGUGGCAGCGGGCAAAUAUACAUUCGAAGAUGGCACCCAAAACUAUGGAGCCAGUGGCCAGGAAGGUCUUUAAAGGAGUGCUCUUUCUGGAGGUUCUCGGCGUGUUUGCAGCUUACGGGCUCUAUUACAGAAUGAACACAAGUCGAGAUUUUAGAUGCACGAUGAACAAACGCUUUCCCUCAAUUCUGGAAGUUUAUUACAAGUCCAACGAAUGGGCCGGGAACUUCGGAAUCCGGGAAGCUGAUCAGGACGUAUGGUCUACUCGGCAGGAAUAGACAGACAUACUGACAGAUACUCAAGAGAACGAGCGUCAUCACUUCUUUCUGCCUCCAGUCUUUUUGCCUGGUCUUCCUUUCCCAAAAUGUUUCCUCUUAUUGAACAUGGCCUUCUUCCUCCUGAGCGUCUUCACGUCACGUCCCUGAAUCCAGUCAUCACGCUGCACCUCCCAUUUCAGCUGUUUGAUACCUGAGGAUGAGAAGCAGAAGGACAGACUGCUUUAGAAGACAGCACAGUUACUUUUUCUAUGGAAGCCUUUUUCCGCCACAUAAAAGAAAAUUCUGACUUUCUCGCAAUUCCGAUUUUAUACAUUUAUUUUGUCAGCCAAUAGGGCGGCGUCACCCCCGCUUUAGUGUCCCAAAUCUUUGCACAUUAAAAUGAAAUAAGCCACAAUCAUUAGAUCGAUCUUCAAAAUAAUGGCUAAUCUGACAGGACUAUUUUAGGUGUGGUUUCACAAACUACUGACGCAGCCAUUGUAGCCUAAGAGCCAGUCUGCUAUGUACACGCGCUGCGUUGUAACAGCUAAAAAUUGUAAGUAAUAAAGUUGGAACUGUAAGAGGAAAAAAGUUGCAAUUAGGCAAACUUUGUUUCUAACGUGGCGAAAAUGGGCUUCUAUACAUUUUCAGAUACCUGCAUUAAACAAAAAGAAUGAAUAUUGUGGUAAAUAAUCAGUGUACAUGAUUAUUUACAGGUUUGUCUCUUCACUAUUGUGGAGUGAUCUGGCUGGCAUCCAGCCAAAUUAAUAAAAUUGAAGUUUUCAACCUA